This is a messenger RNA of Asterias rubens (European starfish), 1732 nucleotides long. Its product is annotated as receptor-type guanylate cyclase daf-11-like. The record is from RefSeq and is a predicted model, not a curated record. Lineage: Eukaryota; Metazoa; Echinodermata; Asteroidea; Forcipulatida; Asteriidae. The transcript has 6 exons. Gene Ontology annotation, molecular function: peptide receptor activity; guanylate cyclase activity. Gene Ontology annotation, biological process: intracellular signal transduction; cGMP biosynthetic process; receptor guanylyl cyclase signaling pathway. The coding region runs from base 1 to 1701 and encodes 566 amino acids.
AUGGUGAUGAUUACACUGGUUCCAAUUUCCAUACUGGCCGUGCUCUGUAUUGUCUUGAUGGUCAACUCUGGGGCGGACAACACCAGGUUGGAGUUGGUGCGAGACAGAGUUGGUAGUAGCGUUCAGGAUGCAGGGGAGUUGGUACAUCAUCUACAGAUUGAGAGGGGGCUGAGCGCGCUCUAUAUCUCAUCGGGGGCCCAAGAUGGGCCUGGGUACUUGGUGGAUGUCUAUAAAGAAACAGACAGCGUCAUUCAGAACAUUACAUGGAACCUUGAAGUAGACUUUCCUAGUAGGGGUUACUUUAACAGCAAGGUUGACUUUAUUGCUCAUUUAGGUAGUUUUCGGGAUGACAUGAUAUCGAUCGGGGUUAAGAAUCUAACCAUUCCAGACGUCAUUGAUUUUUACACACGUGAUAUAGAUGCGAUAAUGUAUUGGCUGUCUGAAGACAUUAAAGACUAUAUGUCUGGAGGUCUGUGGCGACAACUGAUUGCCUACCAGUUCCUGAUCCUAGCAAAGGAGCACAUGGGUAAAGAACGGGCCAUCGGGGGUACGUUUUUCUCUUUAGGAGGUUUCAGCUCGAUUCAGGAUUACCUGUGGUACCUCAACGAAACAUUUAUGGCAGAAACGUACCUUAACACCGCCCUUCAACUUUCGUCAUUUCUUCAAGAAGCUUACAAGAUUGACAAUGAGCUGUAUGAUCAACUCCAACAGAUGCGCUCUGAAAUUCACCACAAUGACUUCGAGAAUCUACAACCUUCGCUUACUAAGGGAGAUAACUGGUUCCAUAACAUGACGUUUUACAUUGAUAUCCUUUUGAAACUGCAAUACCGUCUGGCAGAUUUGAUCGUUAAGGAGCUGGAUUUAACCACAAGGCAGGGGAAAGUAAACGUAGUAGCCUGUGCUCUGCUCCUCUGCUCGGUUCUACUCACGGGACCGAUUAUCAUCUUAGGCAUCAUCCGACAGACUAAGUGCAUCCAACAAGUUAAUGAAAAUCUUCAUCUGAAAACGAAACAACUCCGGGAGCAGAAGAAACGAGCGGACUCCUUGCUGUACCAGAUGCUACCCAAGACAGUAGCUGAGCAGCUCAAGCAAACUGGCAAUGUACCUGCUGAGACGUACGACGCAGUCACGGUCUUCUUUUCCGAUGUGGUCAACUUUACCGUUGUGUCAGCAAUCAGCACACCCAUUCAGGUGAUUGUCAUGCUGAAUACGUUAUAUCAGUGCUUAGACGGAAUCAUUGACAGAUAUGACGUCUACAAAGUGGAGACAAUUGGGGAUGCGUACAUGGUCGUGUCAGGAGUACCUCAGCGAAAUGGCAACAAACAUGCCCCAGAGAUGGCCCGGUUAUCCCUAGCAAUCUGCUCUGGUGUGUCCACGGUUCAAAUCCCACACCUUCUUGGAAGCAUCUUCAAGCUCCGCAUUGGAAUUCACACUGGUCCGUGUGCUGCAGGUGUAGUUGGAUCCACGAGACCACGUUAUUGCUUAUUUGGAGACACAAUCAACACUGCAUCUAGGAUGGAAUCAACUGGAGAACCUGGCAAGAUCCACAUUAGUGAAGCUAUGAGAGAUGCCCUUAUACGGUGUGGUGAAAGAUUUGACAUUGUCUUAAACGGAACACUGAACAUUAAGGGAAAAGGCGAAAUGAUUACAUACUUUUUGGAUGGGGGCAACAUCCACCCUAACACAGAGUUGGAGGACUAAUAAAUCCAAGUGACAAGGCGAAGGAUUUGAA